UGGGCGCAGGAACUGCCGCCGCGGCCAGGAGUGGUGCUGCCCGGACGGGGGCCCGCUGGGGUCAGUGUGGCGGGGGGGAUCGAGAGCUGACAGCGCGUACUUGAGCCGCAGUUGCGCUGCGAAGACUUCUCUUUGAGCUGGAACCCCUUAGAUCACCCCCCAAAAUGAAGGCAGCAGAUGAGCCUGCCUACCUGACAGUGGGGACUGAUGUCAGUGCCAAGUACCGAGGUGCCUUCUGUGAGGCAAAGAUUAAGACUGUGAAAAGGCUGGUGAAAGUUAAGGUAAUCCUGAAGCAAGAUAACUCUACACAAUUAGUCCAAGAUGAUCAAGUAAAAGGACCUUUAAGAGUUGGAGCAAUUGUGGAAACUAAAACACCUGAUGGAUCCUUUCAGGAAGCUAUUAUCAGUAAAUUGACAGAUGCCAGUUGGUAUACUGUAGUGUUUGAUGAUGGUGAUGAGAGGACAUUGAGACGAACCUCCCUAUGCCUAAAAGGAGAGAGGCAUUUUGCAGAGAGUGAGACACUUGACCAGCUUCCACUAACAAAUCCAGAGCACUUUGGCACUCCAGUAAUUGGAAAGAAAUCCAACAGAGGAAGGAGGUCUUCUCUUCCUGUGACAGAAGAUGAAAAAGAAGAAGAAAGUAGUGAAGAAGAAGAUGAAGAUAAGAGACGUCUUAAUGAUGAAUUAUUAGGAAAAGUUGUGAGUGUGAGUUCUUCUGAGAAAACUGAGUGGUAUCCUGCCUUGGUAAUAUCUCCUAGCUGUAAUGAUGACAUCAUGGUGAAAAAAGACCAAUGUUUAGUUCGCUCUUUUGCAGAUUCCAAAUUUUACUCAAUAGCAAGAAAGGACAUCAAGGAAGUAGAUAUUCUUAGUCUACCUGAAUCUGAACUCUCUUCUAAACCAGGCCUCCAAAAAGCAAGCACCUUCUUAAAAACCAAAGUUGUUCCUGAUAACUGGAAAAUGGACAUAAGUGAAAUCCUUGAGUCAUCUAGUAGCGAUGAUGAAGAUGGAGCAAAUGAGGAAAGUGAUGAAGAAAAAGAUAAAGAGAAUGCAAAGGAGGAAGAAGAGAUGCCUGAAGAAGAGCUUGAUCCUGAAGAGAGGGACAACUUCCUCCAACAGCUUUAUAAGUUUAUGGAAGACAGAGGUACUCCCAUCAAUAAACCACCUGUUUUGGGCUAUAAAGAUCUAAAUCUCUUCAAACUCUUCCGGCUGGUUUAUCAUCAAGGUGGCUGUGACAAUAUUGAUAGUGGUGCUGUUUGGAAGCAAAUUUAUAUGGACCUUGGCAUUCCUAUUUUGAAUUCUGCAGCUUCAUACAAUGUAAAAACUGCAUAUAGGAAAUAUCUCUAUGGUUUUGAGGAGUAUUGCCGUUCUGCAAAUAUUCAGUUUAGGACCAUUCAUCAUAAUGAACCAAAAGUAAUAGAACAAAUUAAAAAAAUAGAGGAAUCAAUGGAAGAAACUGUGAAAGUGGAGCAAGAAAUGCCUUUAGUAGAAGUAAAAAGUGAAACUGAAGAAAACAUUGAUUCAAAUAGUGAAAGUGAAAAAGAAAUAGAAGAAUUAAAGUCUCCAAGAGGUCGGAGGAGAAUUGCUCGAGAUAUAACCCCUGCUAAAAAAGAAAAUGAAGAAGAAAAAACAGAAGACAAAUUAAGAGAUAAUAAUAAAGAAAAUAAAGAUAUAGAAGAAGAAUCUGAAAUUGUAGAGAAAAAGGAAAAUGAGACACUCCUGGGAAGAAAAAACACACCAAAGCCAAAAGAGAAGAAAAUUAGAAAGCAGGAGGAAUCUGAUAAAGACUCAGAUGAAGAGGAAGAGAAAAGACGAGAGAGGGAGGAAAUUGAAAACAAAGAGGAAUCUGAAGGGGAGGAAGAUGAGGAGGACAUAGAGCCCUGCCUAACAGGAACCAAAGUAAAAGUAAAAUAUGGACGUGGAAAAACUCAGAAAAUUUAUGAAGCCAGUAUUAAAAGUACUGAAAUUGAUGAUGGAGAGGUUUUAUACUUGGUGCAUUACUAUGGAUGGAAUGUCAGGUAUGAUGAAUGGGUGAAGGCUGACAGGAUAAUCUGGCCUUUGGACAAAGGUGGACCAAAGAGAAAACAGAAGAAAAAAGCUAAAAAUAAAGAAGACAGUGAAAAGGACGAAAAGAAGGAUGAAGAGAGACAGAAGUCAAAACGUGGACGUCCCCCUUUGAAGUCCACCCUUCCAUCAAAUAUGUCUUAUGGUAUCUCCAAGUCUCCAAACAUUGAAGGGAAAAUGGGUGCCCGAAGUGCACGAAGCAGCUUACCAGACAGCUCACCUCUGACAAAUGGAAUGGAAGACUCUGCUUCAUCUGAUAGUGAAAUUGAAGACACUUCAGAUAAGAAUUUAGUAAAUGAAGAACUUUCUCCAGAGAUUAUAGAAGAACUAGAAAAGAGUGAAAAAUUUACUGAUGACAAGAUAGAAGAAGAAAACCCACAAUUCCCACAUGUGUUAAAAGAAAAUGAUAGGACUCAAGUACAGCCUUUAGAAACUUUGAAGUUGGAAGUUGAAGAAAGUGAACAAAUAGUGCAAAUUUUUGGAAACAAAAUGGAGCAAAUAGAAGAUAUUAAGAAAGAGACAGAAAAAUCUCCUAAAGGCAAAGGAAGAAAAAAUAAGACAAAAGAUCUUUCUCUGGAGACUAUAAAGAUUUCUCCACUGAGCCAGGAUGAAGCAAGAAGUGAAUCUUACAUAGAACCUCUUAGUCUAGAAGUUUCUUCUUUAGAAAGUAAAGAUUUUUCCUCUACUACUGAAGAUGAAACAGACUCAUGCACAAAAGAAAAAAAAUUAAAGAGGAAAAUAUCAGGACAGUCAUCACCAGAAAAGAAAAUUCGAGUUGAGAAUGAGAUGGAAGUGCCUGAUCUUGUGUCCGAAGAAAGAACCAAUGACUAUGUUGUAUCUGAGGAAUUGAAGGAAUUAAGUUCUGAAGAGCAGCCUGAAACGGAACAUGAGGAGAUGCCAUCAUUGAUAGCAGAGUCAGAGCAACAAGUUCAAGAUGUAACCAGGGAAAAUUUUGACUUUCCGUCUGAAGAAACUGAGAAUGUUGUAGUAAAAGAAGAAGAAGAAGAAGAAGAAGAAGAUGUCAUGCCUCUGAUUGGACCUGAAACCUUGGUUUGUCACGAAGUGGACCUUGACGACUUGGAUGAGAAGGAUAAGAACAGUGCUGAUGAGGCAGGCACAGAAACACUUGAUCCAGUCAGCCCUGUUCCCAAUCCCCCUGCUUUGCCCCCAGCUGCCCCACCUGGAUUCUCUGCUCCUUCCCCACUUGCUCUCAGCCAGGAGGAGUCUCGAAGUAUCAAAAGUGAGAGUGACAUAACCAUUGAAGUUGACAGUGUAGCUGAAGAGUCUCAAGAAGGCCUCUGUGAGAGUGAGUCAGCCAAUGGAUUUGAAGCUAGCACAACAUCAAGCACCUGUAGUGUGACUGCCCAAGAAAGAGAAGUCAGAGACAAAGGCCAGAAAAGGCAAAGUGAUGGAAAUGGUGGAUCAUUAGCAAAAAAACAGAAGCGUCCCCCCAAACGAACAAGUGCUACUGUCAAAAAUGAAAAGAAUGGCGCAGGACAAAGCAGUGAUAGUGAAGACCUUCCUGUCCCAGACAGUACAAGUAAAUGCACGCCAGUAAAACACAUACACGUGGCAAAGCCCCCAAAGCUUGCUCGAUCUCCAGCAAGAAUGAUGUCGCCUCACAUCAAAGAUGGAGACAAGGACAAACACCGAGACAAGCAUCAAAAUUCAUCCCCUAGGGCAUAUAAGUGGAGUUUUCAACUUAAUGAACUAGACAAUAUGAACAGUACAGAGAGGAUCUCUUUUCUACAAGAAAAAUUGCAGGAAAUAAGAAAAUAUUAUAUGUCAUUGAAAUCAGAAGUAGCAACUAUAGACAGAAGGAGAAAAAGAUUAAAAAAGAAAGAUAGAGAAGUGUCUCAUGCAGGGGCCUCAAUGUCAUCUGCUUCAUCAGACACUGGAAUGAGUCCAUCAUCAUCAUCUCCCCCACAAAACGUGCUUGCUGUAGAAUGCAGGUGAUAAAUACUUUCUCUGCCUUCCCAGCAGUUUGCUGCCAUGGACAUAAAUCCUUAAACCCUGAAAUACAACCACAGAAAGCACUCAACUGGUUUAACAUUGCCAAGUAUAUCCUGUACACUUUUCCACUGCUGGAUUGUAUCGGUUUCCCCCUCCCCCCCUUUUUUUCUGUGUGUGUGUGUGUGUGUUUUCUUUCUGUUGCAAAAGAGAAAAAUAAGCUGAUUGAUAAUUGAAGGUUAGGCAAUCUGCCACAUUUGUCGUCAUUUUUCCCCUUAAUAUUUGUUUAUGUUUAUGUUGAUACAGAGAAAGGGCACUUAGCAAAUUUGAAUUGUCUAACAAAGUUUUUCAGGUGUUAUAUAGAAAUCAUAGACAAGCAAGUGCACACAACAAACAUCAAAAUACUAUCCAGCUGAAUAGUUACUGCUGCACUUUCACCAAGGUGUAUUUAAUUCUUGGUGAGUAGGUUUUUUGUUUUGUUUUUGUUUUUGUUUUUUGGUUCUUUUGUGUGGAAGCACUUGCUAUACAGAACUGCCAAAGUAUGUGUUCAGCAGUGUGCCCAGUUUUAAAGGUGUAAAUGGGACAAAAUAAAUUGUGAAAGGAAGUGUAGUUGACUGAAAACUACCGUUGUAAUAAGUCUUCCACUUUUUAUAGGAUUUUUGAGCACACAAUUAUGCAAAUAUUUUAAUGU
This is a messenger RNA of Gracilinanus agilis (Agile Gracile Mouse Opossum), 4701 nucleotides long. It is a transcript of the gene ARID4A, whose product is annotated as AT-rich interaction domain 4A. The record is from RefSeq and is a predicted model, not a curated record. Gene Ontology annotation, biological process: regulation of transcription by RNA polymerase II. NCBI's taxonomy places the organism in Eukaryota, Metazoa, Chordata, Mammalia, Didelphimorphia, Didelphidae. Bases 165 to 4016 code for a protein of 1283 amino acids. The transcript is spliced from 24 exons. Gene Ontology annotation, cellular component: nucleus. Gene Ontology annotation, molecular function: transcription cis-regulatory region binding.